AUGCCGCACCAUGAAAAUGCUAUGGAAGGACCUGGAGAUGCCGGAUACCUAGAUACAUUCCCAGUAUUGUCCAAGGCCAACUAUCCAUUGUGGGCAAUGCAGAUGCAACUCCACUUGGAGGCUGAUAGUCUGUCGGAAGCUAUUGAGUCAGAGACAGUAGUAAGAAAAAAGGAGCGAUGAGCCCUGUCAGUGAUCUCUAAAAAUCUAUGAAGAGAAGCUCAAGACUCGUCAGUAGAGAAAAGAAGUCCUCUUUUCACAUGGUACUGAGAAAACAAGAGGAGAAGGCUCUCGAGACAGAGGACAUAGACGAGGUAGAGGAUGCAAUCGAGGCAGAGGAAGAGGCAAUGACAGAAGUGCUGAUGAGAACUAGAAACCUCGAAACAAAUAUAAGGUAA
Spirodela intermedia is the source of this 395-nucleotide messenger RNA. Lineage: Eukaryota; Viridiplantae; Streptophyta; Magnoliopsida; Alismatales; Araceae. The record is from the annotation of a GenBank genome assembly.